Molecule: messenger RNA, 3301 nt
Organism: Ictalurus punctatus (channel catfish)
Lineage: Eukaryota; Metazoa; Chordata; Actinopteri; Siluriformes; Ictaluridae
Gene: map2k6
Product: mitogen-activated protein kinase kinase 6
Exons: 12
Coding region: 531-1763 (410 amino acids)
Biological process (GO): MAPK cascade; protein phosphorylation
Molecular function (GO): MAP kinase kinase activity; ATP binding
Source: RefSeq, a predicted model, not a curated record
UUAAUAAACAUGUAUUUUGUGAGUGGAGAGUUCAGGUAUUUAAAAAAACAAAACAAAAAAACAAAACACAAGCUGUAUGGCUGUAAUAAAUACUCCAAACCUUACCGUGCACAAAUAAAUAAUGAACCUAAUAUUUGAGUUGGAAUAUGUUCAUAAAAUAAACAUGUACUGAAUGAGUUCUUUCUUUCUUUCUUUCUUCCUUUCUAAAGAAAUUGAAGCAUUCCUGGCUGCCAAAAGGUUGACAUUACGUAAACCUAACCUACACUAAACCUACUAAUUAUUGAAGGCCCUGUAUGUUUGGUCAAACACUGUGCGUGUGUAAGUGUGUGUGUUUGUGUGUGAGAUAGAGAGAGAGAAUUUAUAAUCCCAGCCCUAAAUCUUUACUUGUGCUUCAGCAUCCUCCCCCAACACACACACGCUGUUCCAGCCCAAGCCGUACCUGCACCCGCUGCUGUUAUUCCUCUCCAGUGGCGUGGAAAGGAUGAGUUUAACAAGCCGCGAUGUGAUGUGAUGUGUGUAGAGCUGCUUUUAUGGCUCUCCAUUGGCCCACCUACCUGCCAAUCACACCACAGGCCUUGCCUAUGACUGUAGGGCUCGAGAGAGCCAGUGUAAUGCUUUUAAAUGAGAGAAUGCAUCCAUCCCAGUUAGUUCGUCUCCCCACCUUGCUCCUGUACAACACUCGCGCUGACUUGGUGCUCUCGCGUGCACUCGUGCUCUCACUCCCUCCCUCGCUUUCGCUCAGCCAGGAUCUGGAGCCACGGGUGCCGUCCAACUGUAGGAAGAAGCCGCCUGUGCCCAGGCUCCCUAAGGAGGCGUUUGAGCAGCAACCUGCAGCUGCUACACCCCCGAGAGACCUGGACUCAAAAGCCUGCGUUACCAUCGGAGAGAAGAAUUUCGAGGUGAAGGCAGAUGAUCUGGAGCCGAUCGGAGAGCUGGGAAGGGGGGCAUAUGGAGUGGUGGACAAGAUGAGGCACGUGCCCAGUGGCAUAAUCAUGGCUGUAAAGAGAAUCCGGGCGACGGUGAACAGCCAGGAGCAGAAGCGGCUGCUGAUGGAUCUGGAUAUUUCAAUGAGGACAGUGGACUGCUUUUUCACAGUAACUUUCUAUGGAGCGCUGUUCAGAGAGGGUGACGUGUGGAUCUGUAUGGAGCUAAUGGACACCUCACUGGAUAAGUUUUAUAAGCAGGUCCAUGAGAAGGGUAUGACCAUCCCAGAGGACAUCCUUGGCAAGACAGCCGUCUCGAUUGUGAAGGCUCUGGAACACCUGCACAGCAAACUGUCAGUGAUCCACCGAGACGUGAAACCUUCCAACGUGCUGAUAAACAUGCAGGGUCAGGUGAAGAUGUGUGACUUUGGGAUCAGCGGCUACCUGGUCGACUCGGUGGCCAAAACCAUGGACGCUGGAUGCAAACCCUACAUGGCGCCGGAGCGGAUAAACCCAGAGACCAAUCAGAAGGGAUACAACGUCAAGUCUGAUAUCUGGAGUUUAGGAAUCACCAUGAUCGAGCUGGCUAUCCUGCGUUUCCCAUACGACUCCUGGGGGACGCCGUUCCAGCAGCUGAAACAGGUGGUGGAGGAGCCGUCCCCUCAGCUCCCCGCUGACCGCUUCUCCCCCGAGUUCGUGGACUUCACGACACAGUGCUUAAAGAAGAAUUCCAAAGAACGGCCAAACUACACAGAACUCAUGCAACACCCCUUUUUCACCUACCACGACUCCAAAGAGACGGACGUGGCCAGCUUCGUCAAGGUCAUCCUGGGCGACUGAGUGCCUCUUUUCUCAGUGAAGGCGGGGCAAAGCGGGACUAAUUCUACAGAAAAAAAAAAGAAGAAAAAAAAAAAAACCUAAAUCCAACCACCCAAUUGCAAGACUGACACCUGUAAGCCACGCCCAGCUCAGGCAGCAGUGCAGGGGGCUCAUAAGAGAGAGGCUAAGGGAGGGGGCGGAGACUGAAUCUAAGGGGGCGGGAGAUUUCCUAGGAACACAGAUGAUGGGCAGGGAACGGGGUUCUGUGUGUGUGUGUGUGCGCGUGCGUGUGUGCGCUCGUUUAAUUAGCACGUGUUAAUUAAAGGAGGGUGUUAAAAAGUCUCGAUCUAAUUAUUUUUCUCCCAUGCAAAACCAUUUAAGAUGCCAGUUUACUUUACAGCAUUAUAACAUGAACACACGAAUAAAGAGGCGCGAUUAUUGAGAGAUUUAUAUGUUCUAUAAAUGUGUACUAUUAAAAGGUGCGAUAAAUAUAUUGUGGGUUUCAAAUCACGGUUUUUUGUGACGCAAAAAUUGCUUCGUGCUUCGGAAAAGUCCAGCCUUUUAAGAGCUGAUCUCAGGUCAGUUUUUAAACGUGCCGUGAAUAUGCAAGGUCAAUAGUUAAUCGCUCAGAACUGAUCCGGCGGGGAAUCGUGCAUUGUUUUAAGUAAGUAUCGUGUUAUUGUCUUGGGUUGGGGGGGUGGGGUGGGGUGGAAUAUCCUUAUUAAUUCUAAUCCGGUCACUCGUUCCUACAUUUUUGCACUCUCCCAGCUCCUAACACACCUGCACCGUGUGAUCUGCAUUCUCAAUGAAUUGAAUCAGGAACUGGGACGGAGCAAAAAUGUGACGUGCACGGGGGGGGGGGCUGUCUUAAAUUAAUCUGGCUCACUGAGAAAUCCAGCAGGACCCUUCAUGAAGCGUGUUUGUGUGUGUGUGUGUGUGUUUGCUUGUAUGUGUGUAUCUGUAUUAAGGUUAUCUGGGGAAUUGGUAUCUUUUUUUGGUCUGUUGCUUCAUCUAGUCCUCUGUUCUGAGCCAAUCAAGAGAGUUCUCGCUCUGUGUUCAACUGCAAUUCAACUGGAAAUUAUUACUGUUAUUGCCAUGAUGAUGAUCAUUAUUAUUAUUAUUAUUAUUAUUAUUAUUAUUAUUACGAUAUCCCCACAUUAUGAGAACAUGCGUAUUAACCCGUCUUGAGGUGUUUUGCAGUUUCUGUAUUUAUUGUAACUGCUGUUUUUUUUUUGUUUUUUUUUCUUCUCUCUCAUUGAAAACUUGACAUUUUUGUUUCUUUUUAAUUUUAAGGUGUGUGCGAAUGUAGCUUUUGUGAGUGUGUGGGGGAGAGAGAGAGAGAGAGAGAGAGAGAGAGAGAGAGUGUGUGUGUGUGUGUGUGCGUGAGAGAGAGAGAGAGAGAGAGAGUGUCUGUAUGAAUAUUGUAUUACAGUUUGGACACACGUAGCUGACACUUCUCUGAAAGUCUCACCGUGACUCAGAAGCCUAAUUUGUGCCUCUUUAUAGAAAAAAAAAAAAAAGAUCUACAGUACAUUAAACAGAAAAAUGACAAAAACCCA